AUGCCAGGGCCAAUAGUAAGGACCAAUUCCGAGACCAAUGCCAACCAACGUCAGUGCCAGAGCCAGUGCUUGCAGCAGCAGCAGCAGCAGAAGAAGAAGAAGAAGAAGAAGAAGAAGAAGAAGAACAAGAAGUGCAAGGACGCAGACGGGCAAAAGGGACCAGGGCUCAGCAUGGGGUGGCCAUGGCUACUACUAGGGAAGGGUAGGCUGCGGCACCGCCACCCGCAGGUCUCGAACCUCGCAGCCAGCGCCAUCAGCAUCCAAUCCACGGCCCUCUUGUCACCUGUCAGCCGGCACUACCAACUGUCGCAAUAG
This is a messenger RNA of Bipolaris zeicola 26-R-13, 315 nucleotides long. RefSeq lists its product as uncharacterized. Lineage: Eukaryota; Fungi; Ascomycota; Dothideomycetes; Pleosporales; Pleosporaceae. The transcript has a single exon. Bases 1 to 315 code for a protein of 104 amino acids. The record is from RefSeq and is a predicted model, not a curated record.